Musca domestica (house fly) is the source of this 1326-nucleotide messenger RNA. RefSeq names its product lipase member I-like. Bases 105 to 1157 code for a protein of 350 amino acids. Gene Ontology annotation, molecular function: lipase activity. Lineage: Eukaryota; Metazoa; Arthropoda; Insecta; Diptera; Muscidae. The transcript is spliced from 3 exons. The record is from RefSeq and is a predicted model, not a curated record.
GAAGUUGUAAAAGAAAAACUAACGUCAGUCUGGCAUUGAUGCUAUUGUGGCUUUAUUAAAAUUCUACUAAAAAAUAAUUUUAAUUAACAACUUUGAAUAUUAGAAUGAGGAUUUUGAAAAAUAUAUUUCCAAUUCUGAUUUGUUUAACAUUUUCCCCGACUGGGGUUAUCUUAGAUGACGCGGAAAAUGAGUUACAUACAGCUGCAGUAAGACUAAAGAAAACCUAUUCGAAUGUAAUUCAUGCCGGUUGUACCAUAUUUGGUCCAGUUGCCCUAAAUCAGGGCCAAAAUAUACCUCGCCUCGAAAAGGUCUCAUUUCAAUUACGAACGCCAGGCAUGCGUAAAGAUUUCCCCUUGAGCACGGUUAAAAAUCUAAGAGAAUUUCCCCAGUUCGAUGCCAGGAAGAAAACAAUUCUAUUUGUUGUGGGAUGGGUUGUUCCAAUGGAUCGAGAUUUUAUUGAUAGCACGGCAAAAGCUUUCCACUGUCGUGGAGGAAAUAACUUCUUGGUUUUCAAUCCGGGAAGAUACAUUUCCCAACUGUACGUACGCUCGGCUGCCAACAUUCAGAAAUUGGGAGAGUUCAUUGCAAUUGGUCUGGUAAAAUUAUCCAUUCCUCCGGAAAAUAUCCACCUGAUUGGUCAUAGCUUGGGUGCCCACAUCGUUGGCAUUGCUGGGCGUUAUUAUCGAAAAUUAACAGGACUGACGUUGCCUCGCAUUACAGGUCUGGAUCCGGCCCGACCAUGUUUUGUUCGACCCAGUGUUUUUCCACGUUUGCAACGCACCGAUGCCAAAUUUGUCGAUGUAAUUCAUGCAAAUCCCUUCGAUUUGGGCUUAGAAGAUCCCCUGGGACAGGUGGAUUUUUAUCCAGGCGGCCUAGAUGUUAUAAAGCCGGGAUGCACAAUGUUGGCCAUACUUUGUUCGCACGACAGGGGAAUCCACUUUUUUGUGGAAACUGUUUAUCCUCGGGGAGAGAAUAAUUUUAUUGGUCGUAGCUGUAGAAGUUACGAGGAGUUGUUUUACAAGAAUUGUUCGGGACCUGCUGCAACGAUGGGCUAUGCUGCCAGCGAUAGCGUGAAAGGUAUUAUUUAUAUCGCAGUACGAGAUAGCCCUCCAUAUGGACUCAAUGCAAAAUUAAACAUCACAUCCAAUCAAUGUUGACCCCGAAUGGUACCGAAGGUAUAGGCCAAUAUUUUUAUCAAUUUGACCAUAUAGACUACUUCCUCCACUCUAUAUGAGAUAUGUGUUAAUUUAUGGAAAAUGUGGAAAUGUGCGUUAGGUUCCAGAUAUAGAGGACCGAUGUAUUCCACUUCGUCUAAUACUAAUAAAA